AUGGCCAUGUCGCACGUCCUCGCACGCACAGCGCUGCCAGCGCAACUUCGCCGCCGUCCCUCCGCAUGGGCCACUGACCACGUGGCGUCACACUCACCCCGCGUAACGUCUGAUUUCACACCUCUCCUCCGCGCCAGCCGGGCCGCUUCCAGCAAAUGGUCGGCCCAGACGACGGGGCUGCGCGCCAAGCCUCCCCAUGGAUCCCACUGGGGGACCAGACGACGGCUUGCGCCAUGCACUGCCGUGGAGGCAGCGGGUGAUGCGGUGGGUUUGGCGGGGGACAGGGUACGGGCGGAAGGGGAGAAGCGGAGAGCAGGCGAGCACUCGGGGAAAGAGGAAGCGGAGGGGGAGGAUGGAGAUGAGGAGAUGAGCGAAGGCGAGGGAGAGGAAGAGGAGGAUGAGGAGGAAUAUGAGGAAGACUGGGAGGACGAGGAUGAGUGGGAUGAAGACUGGGACGAUGAGCAGGCGGAGGAGGGGGGCGGAGAGGUGCCGGAGUGGGAGGGGGAGGGCGUGGAGGUGGGGGUGAUAGUGGGCGCGCACGGGCUGCGCGGCGAGCUGCGCGUGAAGCCGCUCACGGACUUCCCGGAGCAGCGCUUCGGACAGGGUGGCUGGCGCUGGUUGAAGCGCCCAGGCAGGCAGUCCGCUCCCUCCCCUGCUCCCGCUCCCGCAGCUGCGCCGCCGCCACCAGCAGCAGGAGAGGCGGCUGGGGAGGCAACUGCAGGGGAGGCGGCAGCAGCGGAGCAGCGCGGGGCGAGUAUGAGGCGCGUGUGGGUGAGGGGCGGGCGGCCAGGCCCGGGGCGGUAUGGGCUGUGGCUGGUGCGACUCAAGGACGUGGAGAGCACGGAGCAGGCGGAGGCGCUACGGGGCAGUGUGAUGAUGGUGCGGGAGGAGGAUCGCCCGGAGCUGGCAGAGGACGAGGUGUACUCCAGCGACCUCAUCGGCCUCUCCGUGCUGCUCAAGGAGGGUGGCGCGCCCAUAGGCGUGGUGGAGGACGUGUACAGCGGAGGGGGCGCGGGGGAGCUGCUGCGUGUGCGCCUGCACACAGGGGAGGAGCCGGCGGCGGGGUCAGAGGGGGCGGCGGGGGGAGAGGCAGGGAGGAGGGCAAAGGGGCAGGGCGAGGGGAAGAAAAAACAGGGCAAAGGGGGCGGUGGCAAAAAGGGGAGCGCGAGUGGCGGGGCCCCAUGCGUGUGGGUGCCGUUUGUGCGCGCCAUCGUGCCUGAGGUGAACCUCAAGCAGCGGCACCUUGUGGUGGACCCUCCUCCCGGGCUGCUUGACCUCAACCAGCGCCCCGCAAGCAAGGCAGAGCCGACGCCGGAGGAGGAGGGCGACGAGGGCGCGCGCAAGGGCAUGUCCGCCCGGGAGCGCAAGAAGCGGCAGCAGAGGAGGCGGCAGGUGGAGGAGCGGUACGGGCAGGCGGGGCAGCAGCACGUGCUGCACUGGGUGCACGCGGCCCUGCAGAUGGAGAAGGCCGCAGCAGAGGCAGGUGCUGGCGAGGAGGGGGCAGGGAGUGCGCGAGCGCAGGGGCACAUGCAGGGGCACGUGGACGUGGAUGCAGUGCUGCAGCAGCUUCUAGCAGUGGACCUCAGGCGCGUGGCCCAUGCCGUACACUCCGCCCUCACUCCGCGCGCACACACCGUGCCCCCCCUGCCCCAGCCCGUGCCCCUGCCCCACUGGCCGCUCCUCCUCGCACGUUCAGGUGGUGAGGCGGCGCUGCUGGGUGGCGCGGCGAGCAGUGAGGGGGCGGGUGGGGGUGAGGGUAUGGAGGGAGAGGGCAGGCGGGCGGUGGGCGAGGGUGCAGUGGCGGUGGUGGCGCUGCUGGGGGCUGCUGCUGCUGCCGACGCGGUGAGGGAGGGGAGCGGCAGUGGUGCAGGGGGGGGAGCAGCGGGCAUGGCACGGCGUGUGGAGGAGUACGUGCGGCGAGACAUGGCGCGGCUGAGGAGGCAGAUGGGCGCUGUGGACGCAUGGAGGGAGGGGGCGGAAUCAUCCCCCCUGCCAUGGCUGCUCGUGGUGGACGAGACGGCAUCACCCCUCACUCUGCACCAGUCGCUGCUCGAUGCCACUGCACCAUCACAGCCCACCUGGAUCCCCCUCCCGCAAUGGCCACUCCUCUCGCUCAACCCACCCACCACCACGCCAUCCACCCCACCUCCACCCCCCUCCUCGCCAUCCCCUGACUCCGCCUCCUCUCCUCCUCCGUUCCACCUGCUUCUCCGCCCCCUGCCACGGCCUGAGGCGGAGCCUGCAAGCAGUGCGGCGAGUGCGGCGCUGCAGGGGGCGUCGGGCGGGGGAGGGGGAGUGUUCCUGGCGCUCAAGGACGCGGCUGUGCUGCGCGGCCUCGCCAAGCAGGGCGUCAAGCACCUGCUGGUGCUACUGCAUCCGACAGCACAGCCUGAUCCUUCCCUCAUUGCUGCAUGCAUCCAGUCCAAUGCUGACGUGGCAGUUGCUGCGUCAGCGAGCUCCGAUGCCAGCUCAGCAGGAGUGCAGAUGGAGAGUGGGAGCGGAGGGCAGCAGCAGGUACUGCGGGUGGCAGCUGUUCCAUGCGAGCAGCAGGAGGAGGGGCAUGCACAUGGUGAGGAUGGUAAUGGGAGUGGGGCUGAAGACAGUGGCAAGAAGAAAGGCAAAGGCAAGGGCAAGGGCAAGGGUGAUGAGAGGCAGUCCAGUGGAGUGAGGCUUCAAGUGCUGGAGGGCUGUGAGGGGGCGGAGGAGGCUGCCGCAAUGCCUUCACACGUGCACUCCCUUGUGCUUCACUCAGACCAGCUGGUUGUUUCCAUGAAGUUUCUGAAGUCGUUGGAUCCGAUGCAGCUGCCCUUCCAGCUGUUUGAACCAUCACCCUUGGAGCAGCGCCUGCCAACGCCACAUGCCGCAGCAGAGGUGGCGGCAGGGGGGGAGGCAUGGAACGGGGCAGCAGAUGGGGGUGUGGCGAUGAGGCAGCGGGCAAUGGACGUGGUGUCUGCUCCCCUCCGCAUGCUCAUCCCCCUCGUGCUUGCCUGCUCGCCCCUUCACCGCUAUUGCUCUGCCUCCCCUCGCUUGCCUGGCGACCUCUCACCCACCUCGCUCCUCCUCUCCUCUCAGCGCAUCUCCCAUGCUGCUCGCAGUCGCCGCUCCAGCAGUCAUGGCGGGUCCUCCGCGCAUCCCCUCCGCACUGCGCAUCCCGCUUUUCUCCUCGCUCUCCUGCGCCUGAAUCUGCCUCUGCACCGCCCUGCGUGGCCCAUCACCCCUAAAUCCCGCUCCGUUACGCACCGCCCGUGCGAGAUCCGCGCAUCUGCGCUUCCGCCUGACGGCCUGCAUCGCGCGCAUCCGCCAUCGCCGCGCUCACUCGCCCCGACCGCACAUCCCUCAGACCAGGGCAACCUCAAGGCGGCGCAGUGGGAGGAGGUCACGUCGCGCGUCAACGCGCGCGGUGGCGGGAGCAAGGCGGCGAAGACGGUGGUGCAGUGCCGCAUGAAGCUGGAUUCGCUCAAGAAAAAGUACAAGGCGGAGCGCCUGCGAUGGCGCGGGCUCAGCCGGUGGGAGCACUACAAGAAGCUGGAUCAGCUCAUCGGCGGCCACAAGCGCGUCGCGGGGGCGGGCGGCAGCAGCGCCGCCGCCAUGGGCGAGGAUCUGGAGUCGUCGGGCGUGGGCGGGGGCGGCGGGAUGAGCUCCGGCGGGGCCACUCUCCCCGCCACGCCCGUCUACCCCGCCGUGGCCUCCGCGCCCGCCGCCGCGAUGUCCGCAGGGGGGCUGGGCGGGUCCGCCAUGGGCACGGUGAUGGGCAUGCCGCCGGCGGACGGCACCUACUUUCUGCACAACAUUGCGGCGGGCGGCAUGGCCGGCAGAUUCGUGGGGGGCGGCAACGGCAACGGCGUGCUUGUGCCGAGCGGCAUGCCUCCUCUGCCCGCCGUGGGCAUGGGGAUGGGGGGCGCGGGCAGAGGGGGCGUCAUGGGGGCCUCUUCCGGCGCUGGCGGCCCCCCCCCGCCCAUGGGGGUUUUACCCGGGGUUGGAAUGGGCGGCAGCGUGUAUUUAGGCACGGGGGGGCCCGUGGGCGCGGGGAGAGGUGGCGCAGGGGGCUUGGGGGCGCGCAACAGCAUGAUGUGCGCGGGCCCGGGCGGGGCAGUGACGAACGGCGACGGCAUCAAGUGGUCCGCGGGCCCCAUGGACCGGCAGGGGGAGUGCGUGGGGGAGGGCGGAGGGGAGGUUAGAGGCGCGGGAGGGAUGGGGAUCGGCGGAGUACGCUUGGGCGGGCUGGCGGGGCAAGCGGGCCCGUCAGCGGGGGCGGUGCUUGGGGGAGGGGCCGCGGGCGGGGGCGGCGGUGCGGCCCCCCUGAUGCCUGCCUCCGCGGACGCCUUUCCCUCGCCCCCCUUCUUGCCCACGGGCGCACCUCCCGCCGCAUUUUCUGGCAGGCCGCGCACAGGCGUGGAAGGCGGGGGUGACGUGGCGGUGGGUGAGAGCCCGGGAUCAACGGCGUGCAACCGAGGGGAGGGCAGGGCGGAGGGCGAGGAGGACGAGGACGACGAGGAGGACGAGGAAGAGGACGAGGAGGAAGAGGGUGGUGGGGAGGAUGCAGCAGGGGCGGUGGGGCAGUAUGGGCGAGCGGAGGGCGAGGGAGGAGGAGGGCAGGGCGGCGGGGGGGGCUUAGGGGGGCCUGCAUUGCCCAGUGGGGUGGGCGCGGCAGCAGGGGCAGGGGGGGAGCGGCAGAAGCGCAUGCGGCGGUGGAGAGGGGGCUAUGAGGGCAGCCGGCGCAUGCCCAACGGGGCCGCGGAUGCAGGCGGGCAGGAGGGUGGCAUGGGGGGCAUGGCUGGUAGUAUGGGGGGCAUGGGGCAUCCAAUGGGGGGAGUGGGAGCAAUGGGUGUGGGCGAGGCGGCAGCGGCGGCGGUGGUGGGGGCGGGUGAGGACUCGGUGCGAAGCCUGGCGGAGGCGAUCAGCAGUUUCGGCGAGCUAUACGCGCGUGUGGAGGUAGAGAAGCAGCGGUACCUGAUGGCCCUGGAGCAGCGGCGCAUGGAGUUUCAGCGCGAGCAGGAGGCGCGCAAGAUGGAGAUGCUGAGGGACAUGGAGGUGCGGCGCAUGGAGAUGGACAUGAAGUUCCACCUCGAGCUCGCUAAACUCGCCUCGCCCUCGCCCUCGCCCACCACGCACCUCCCACAACCCCCCUCCUCCUCGCCUUCCCCUGCCGCUGCUGCCGCUGCUGCUGGCACCGCGUCUACUACCCCUCCCGCGCAUGCCCAUGUGCGCGGGGCACCUGCUCCGUCGCCGGUGCCGUGGCCGCUCUCCUCCCCCUCCGCGCCAUCCCAGCACCACGUGCCGUCGCCCAUGCCCGCCGCCCCCACGGCAUCGCACCACCCCAGUGCGCCCCACAGCGGCCUUGCGCACGCCCCCAUGUGCCAGCCCUCGCCCACCGCACACCCUGCGCCCGCCCACCCGCACUCCAACCCACCGGCGGCCCAACGGGGCUCGUCACACGCGGCAUCACCAUCGCCCGUGGCCCCCAUGGCCCACAUGGCCCCCAUGGCCCAUGGGGGGCUGGACUCGCGCCCCACUGCUGCAAGCAGUGGCGGGGCGGAGGGCGGGGCAGAUGGCACGGAGCAUGGCGGGCGCGAGGAGGAGGGGCAUAGUGAUGAGGAGGGGCCGUGCGGAGGGGAGGGCGCGGAGGAGGAGGGGCAGGAUGCGUUGGAGAGACAGACGUCAGAGGAGGGCGAUGGGGGCAGCGAGCAGGAGGAGGAGGAGGAGGACGAUGCAGAGGCACACUCAGACUCGCCCAGCUAG
Molecule: messenger RNA, 5739 nt
Organism: Closterium sp. Naga37s-1
Lineage: Eukaryota; Viridiplantae; Streptophyta; Zygnematophyceae; Desmidiales; Closteriaceae
Source: the annotation of a GenBank genome assembly